Messenger RNA from Blepharisma stoltei, 6012 nucleotides. Lineage: Eukaryota; Ciliophora; Heterotrichea; Heterotrichida; Blepharismidae. The record is from the annotation of a GenBank genome assembly.
AUGGAACAAGAAUUCUAUGAUAGCUUGCAAAAAUGCUUUAACCAAACCAAGAACUCUAGGUCUUGGCAGUGAAUUGACUUAAUAGCUUGGCUUCAAGGUGCUAACUCAUUUACUUUAAAUUUAAUAAAGCUCUCCAAUUUAAAGGUAAUUAAAUAUCGGUUUUUCUUGUUAAUAGCCCAUAAUAUCAUGAUUUGCCCAUUGGGGUAUUUUUGGUCUGACAUAAAUUUAUCAAUUCUAUGUGAUAAAAAAAUUAAGCCCCAUGGGCAAAUCAUUGCCUUAUGGAGGCUAUUCAUGGGAAAAGCCGAUAUAUUUUAAAAAAAAUAAUAAAAAUUUUUUUAUAUUAGUUUCUUAAAUUUAUCAAUUCAAAGUGCUAUCUUUGCUUAAAUUUUCCUAAAAUAGAAUAAAUUGCAGGUAAAUUUUAGACUUUUAGGGUUUAAAUAGGGAAUUAAAGUCAUUGCAUAGAAAUAAAUUAUUUUUUUAACUUAUAAAAUAAAAAUUUUGUUCCAAUCUAAAGUUAGGUGAAUUACCUAAAAAAUGGAUAAUUUGUUUCAAUUUAAAGGGGAAGAGCAAGAAAAUUAUAGAAGCACAUAAAGACCAAAGAUUUCCGACAGGGAUCUUGCACCAAUACUCUAAGUUUCUAUCUCAGUGCCUUAUGCCAAAUCAGUCUGAAGAAGUGCAUAAACUCACUUUAAGCAUUUAUAAGCACAUUUUCCAUGAGAUCCCUCUGCACCAAUAUCAUAUAUUAUCAGCUGGAUUUUUUCCUUUCUUCCAAUUCGCCUCAGCAAGCUGCAAAAACAAAUUUAUGCAAAUAAUAGAAAGCGUAUUUUUGCCAGAAAUAAGCAAUCUGAAACAUAUCUUUUUCGACCUAAUCAGCUGCUUGCUCUCAGGUUCUGUUAAAUUACCCAAAGUUUUCCAAAGGGUCAGCCAGACUUUGGACAUCCUAGCCGUUAAAAUGAAGCAAGACUUGUAUGGCUCCAUCUGGCUUAUUGUAUUAAAAUCAUCAAAAUCUCGGUCAGCUGCCCUGCAGUUUUUGCAUUCUAGAUUUGACAUGGAAUCCUGCGAAAAGGAGUUAAUGAUAAAAGCUUUGGCUGAGGCAAUUGAAGAUAAAGAUAAAGAAGUAAAACGAAGUGUCUUAAAUUUAAUUCGCAGAAUUUAUCCACUGGAAAGCGAUAACUAUAUAUAUCCAGAACUAAAAAUUUUAGUAAAAUCGGUGCUGAGACAAACGAAAAUGAAUGGCGAUUUUAUUGUGAGGAUAAGCGAAUGGCUGUGCUCAAAUGAUUUUGAAGAUGAAAUUGAUGCUGAAAAAGCAGAUUUUUUGGCUGCUUGUGUCAGAGAGAUUUUUAAAGAGAAUUUAGAAAUUAUUAAGAAAAAUGAAAAUUCAAUUAGUGCUAAAAAUUGCACAGUUGAUUUAUUGGAAUAUAUUUAUAAUACAAAGCCUAUCAAGACACCAGUUCUUGAUAGGAUUUCUUUAGAUAUUGUUACUUAUUUCUAUAGAUUAAAAGCAGGGAUACAUGGAAAGGCAUUAAAUGUUACCAGAAAUUUGAAUCAUAUGGUAUUUUGGGAAUUAUUUUUUUCUUUGUUUGAAAAUAAUAUAAGGCUGCAUUCACAAAAAGUCCUAAUUUCUACUUGGCGAGCAAGCAAGUUUUUUUAAUUAAAAAUAUUAUUUAAAGAGUAAUUUAGAUUUAUUUACGAGAUGUGCUUAUUAUCUCUGCAUAUGCGACACUUCUCGGGUGCUGCUUGCAAAAUGUAUAAAAUAAUGUUUCUUGACCAAGGCCACUAAUCAUUGGAAUAGUUCUGAGCUUUUUGCUUUAAGGCUAGCCCAGCCUUUCGGGGCUUCUUGCAACUAAAAGACUAUCCGAUACAUAGAGGAUGUGUUGCUAGCACAAACAAUUUGAUUUUUAUAUUAAAAUAUUGCUUUUUUGGAGCUAAAUAAUUCAUCUAGAUUCAAAGCUUCUAAAUUAGCAUACUUAAUUGAGGAACUCAUUAUUUUAAUAAUUAAUUAUAUUUCAAAAUCUUAUACAAAGACUAUUAUAUUAAAAUAAUGUUUUACUUUCUAAAAAGAAGAGUUUUUUCUAAUAAUUUGCUAUCUCGUUAAAGUAGGGUAAGGAUUCUUCGAUUUUCUAUGAGUUAUAUAGAAUGCAACUCUGAAAUCAUAAACGUCAUAAUUGAAAAAUUAUUAGCAAUUUGUAUUGAGUCGCCAGAGUUUAUUGAAAUUUUAAUUGAUGAUAUUGAAAUCUUAUCAAAUAACAAUGAAUUUACUAAUAAAUCUAUUGCAAAUUUAUCAUUUUACUUAUUUAUGAACACGCUAACUGAUCAAAAAUACAAUCUACAAAUAAUUGAAAAAAUUAAAUCAAUUUUGGUCAGAUUUCAUGGAAUUGGAGCGGAUUUUCAUGAGCAUCUUCCACAGCUGUAUAAUCUUAAGCCAAGAUCAACUGAAAUUUUGCUUCUUGUCUAUAAUGCAUUGAUCGAUUUAAAAGGUGAAAUCCUUUCAAUUCCUCAAUUAAUACAACUAUGGACUCUAAUAGAAACAAAGCAUAAAGAAACAGCCUGCAAUUUAUUAAUUGAAUAUAGUAAAAUUAGUGAAAAAGUAUGGCUAGAGGCUCUUAUAUCUCUUCUCCAAAAGCCAAAUACAGCAAAAGGUCUUAGGAUAUUUAUCGAAUUUUGAAAGAUUUCUUCAGAAAAUCAUAUGGAAGCUCUUUCAAGUGUACUGGGAAACGGAGAAGUUGUCUUCUUUAUAAUUGAAUGUCUAAACGAUGAAAGCCCACUUAUAAGACACUUAGCAAAAGAAUGGGUUUUUUCAUCAGACAAAGUAAUUCCAUUUACUAUGGACCCUAUUCUCGCUAUAAUUUUCAGUCAAGCAUCAAGCCAAUAUUUAAGUUGUGAUUCUCUUGAUAAAUGCGAGUCUGAAAAUAUUGAAAAAUUCAUUAAAUCUUUUAAAACUCUCCAAGGGAUUUCCAAAAUUGGUGGGAAAAAUAUUUGAAGUGAAAUUAAUGCACAAGACCUCAGCGAAAAAGCCUUAUCGUUAGAGAGCUCCCCUUUGUUCCAAAGAAUUACUUAUGGAGAUCUCAUUGUAUUGAGGUGUUUUGAAUUUAUGGAAAAUAUGAAUUUGGACGUGGAGAAACUUAACUGGGCUAUCUGCAAUGCCCUUGAAGAGAUUUCAGACUACAUGAACCCUGAGCUUGCUUUUCGUGGGCUGACUUGCUGUGCAAAUGUAUUGAUAAGGGCUUUAGGAGUUGAGGCCAGCUCAGUUCAAAUUUAUAUGCUAAUUUUGAUGAAAAAAUUCAUAAAAUUGACCAAAAAAGCACCAAAUCCUUAUGAAUUUAGGACUAUUUUAAAUAGUGAACUUUUAUGGGCCUGUCUUUGUAGAGGUCCUCUUACAAGUGAUAAAAAUUUAAGAUCCUACUGGCUUCAUUUCAUUAAAAAAAUUCCAGGGCUAUCAAUUUUAUAUUUAGAUGGCUCCAAUUUGCACCAAACAAUGGCAAAUCUAAUUAGGCUGUCUUGCCAGCUCGCCGAAAAAUAUAGAGACGAAAAUGUCAUUUUGCUUACUCCCCCCUCAGUGAGCGAACAAAACAAUUAGAAAAUCCCUAUUUUUUGCCCAAAAACCCACUCUCCGUGAGCUAACAAAAAUAAUUUUAAUACAAAAAUAUUUUAUGAUAUAAAUUUUUAAAAAAAAAAUAUUAACCCUCCGUUAGCGAACAAAAAAAUCUUGUUCACGGAGGGGGGAGAGUUAUAAAAAAAGUACUCCAUAGCUCUCUUAAUAUAAAAAAUCUAAAUGUAAAUGAAAAAAUUCCAGCCUUGAUGACUAUGGUUUUUAAAGACCUAGAAAACUAUUUAAAACUGUGCAUAAAACUUUAUAAUAACCCAAAGAAUAAUUAUGAUUUAAAAUAUCAUGCUCAAAUAGCAAAAAUUUUUGACCCAAUAAUGGAUAAGUAUCCAUUUGAACUAACGAAAGGAAUUGCAAUAAUUUGAAUUAAAUUUUGUCUGAGUGCACAGGAAUCUAAAAAUUUUGUCUAUAUAGUCCGAUUGAUUCAGUCUUUCAGAAUGGACAUAGAUUUGGUUUUUGAUAAUAUUUUUGCUUAUUUUCAGAAAGAGUACUUGCUGAUUCCAGAUUCAACGAGCACAGAUGGCCGGGAACUGUGUGUCGCUCACUUCCUGAACUCUUUGUUCUUGAAUUUUGACUCUCUGAAGAUCUCAAUUAAAACUCAACAAAAUUUCUGAAUAAAAUGCCUAAAAGUAUUAAAAUUACUAACUUUAUUCCAUAAUUAAGCAAUAAUAAAAUUUAAAAAAUGCACAAAAAACACACCCAAAAUAACAAUAAUUACAAAGAGAUUAAGUUUUUCUCGAUGAGAAGAAAUGGGUAUCUUCAUAGUCAACAUUUUAUAUAUAUUGAAAUCAAGAGUGCACACUAUGAAUUUAUAUACAAACCCUCGUCUAGUAAAAGAGCUCCAUUGCAUUGUGCAAAAGGUUUUCAGUCAAGCUCUAUCUAUUUGCAAUGCCUGAGCAAGAGAUGCUUAUCACAUGCCAUAUCCAGGCUUUGAAGAAGAUGGAGACAAGAAAUUGUUUAAAAUUUUCAUGAAAACAUUAAUGGACAAAGGCUACGAAAUUGUAUGCCUUGCCUAUCCUGAUGAACUGUCUGCAAAAAUAAGGGCUGACUGCUUAGCCAAUGUAUGUCUGCGAAUGAUUGCUUUGAUGCCUGAAGCGACCCUAUCAGUUGAUUUAGCUUCUGAAUUAAUUUUGGCAUUUCUAAAUAAAGAAGGUGCAAAUCUUGGAAAAAUCAUUGGAAAAGAAGUAAUUAAUUUUAUUAUCAAUCCUAAGUUCUUCGAAGUCUGUCGCCGAUUUCCAAGCAGCUUAGAAACAUGAUCCAAAAUUAUAAUUUUAACAUCUUUGCUUGUAUACCCAAGCCAUGAAAAAACUCUUGAAAAUAUAACGUUUAGGAUAGCCAGCGAUACUUGGAGUUUAUUCGCAAAUCCGACAAGAAAAAUCGGGUAUGUAAUAAAAAAUAUUGCGUUUUUAAUGUAUAGUGGAGCUAAAGACGACUAUUUUCUCGCUAUCGAUUCAAUUGCUAAAUAUCUAGCAACUGCGAUGGAGGAUGAAAAAUACUAUGAAGUUAGCUUUUUACUAAUUAGGGUUGCCUUUUCUAGGUUUACUGAUGAUAACAAAAUGCAGUUUUGGGUAAAAAUUUAUCCUAGGCUUUAUAUUGCGUUAUUUUCUAUCCUCAAAAGUUCCAGCCCUAUCAAUAUUUUGGCAGCCUUAAAGCUAUUAGAAUGCUUACUCUCCCCCUCUGUGAGUGAUCAAAAAAAAUUCUGUUAGCUCUAUAGGAGGGUUGAUUUGUUUUUAAAAAAUUUAUAUAUAAAUUUUUAUAGUUAAUUUCUUUUUAGGAAAUAUAAAAAAAUCCAAUUCGCAAAAUUGGGAAAACAAAUUUAAUUUGUACAAUUUAUGUUUUAAAAAAGCAAUUUGUUCAAAAUAAAACAGAAUUGGCUCGAGAUUUCAUUAUAAUAAUUAUCACUUAUAUAUAAAAAUAUUUUUUCAUACAAAUUUUUAUAUUUAAAAUUUUUUGUUCCUCACGGAAUUAGAUUUUUGCGGUAAAACAAUAGGGAAUUUUCCAAUGGUUUUGUUCGAUAGCUAAGGGGGGAGUUAGUAAUCUCUCGAAUAUUCAGCUUCCAAACUAUUCAAUGAGCGUUUAUUCUUGAUGUUAAUAAAGUCAGCAGGGGUGGCCAAAUGGACAAAUUUAUCCCUCUGAUAGCUGAAAAUGUAUUAUUUUUAAAAGAUAUAAAAGUCAGUUCAGACAAAAAUAAUAGGGAAAAUACUAGAAAUGUGAUGAAGAGAAAAUUAAAAUUAUGACAAGCCAAAAUUGAUGAUUUAGAAAAUGGACUAGAGGACGUAAAAGAAUAUGCAAAAGUAUUUAUAGAAGACUGUAUGAUGUACAAUUGCUCACUUUGGGAUGCUGAUAUACAAUCCUUGGAUGAUGGAAUUGCAUUUGAUCUAUUAAAUAUACAGCUUGAAAACAAUUAA